Messenger RNA from Pestalotiopsis fici W106-1, 4053 nucleotides. RefSeq lists its product as uncharacterized. Gene Ontology annotation, cellular component: membrane. The record is from RefSeq and is a predicted model, not a curated record. The coding region runs from base 1 to 4053 and encodes 1350 amino acids. Gene Ontology annotation, molecular function: ATP binding; ATP hydrolysis activity; ABC-type transporter activity. Gene Ontology annotation, biological process: transmembrane transport. NCBI's taxonomy places the organism in Eukaryota, Fungi, Ascomycota, Sordariomycetes, Amphisphaeriales, Sporocadaceae. The transcript is spliced from 4 exons.
AUGAGUGGGCAGGCCGCUCAAGAUCAGCAGCAGCUGCAGCAGCAGCAGGCCGCGGCCGAAGUUGUCGUCGCGUCGCCGCUGCCCGCUGCCGCCGAAUCGAAAGAUAUUCCAACCACCAAGGAGACUACCAAAUCUUCAGAAGGCGCCAUGAGUGGUUUUGCCAAUUAUUUCCGCCUUCUCUUCUAUGCCGAGCCCGCGUUUCUCGAUAUUGCCCUGCUUAUAGUCGGAGUCCUGUCGGGAUGUGCAUCCGGUGUUCCUUUUCCCCUGGUCGGAAUCAUCUUUGGUCAGCUCUUGGAUAGCCUCAACUCUGCAACUUGUGCCGCAGAGGAAGAAACCGACGCCGAACAAUACCAGGAAGGCAUCAACUCCAAGGUUCUAAUCGUUGUCUACCUCGCCAUUGCCCAGUUUGUCUUGAUCUACCUCUACAUUGUCAGCUGGAACCUGUUCGGCAACCGUCUGGCCCAUCGCCUCAGGGCAAAGUACUUUAGAUCACUGUUGAAACAGGAAGUUUCGUACUUUGACAAGAGGCCCGCUGGAGAUGUCUCGUCGCGACUCACUGCCGACAUUGCCACUAUCCAGAAUGGCACAUCGGAAAAGGUUGGCGUCGUCCUCGGCGUUUCCUCCAUGUUUGUGACGGCCUACAUCGUUGCCUUUGUCAAGUACGCAAAGCUUGCUGGUAUUCUUGCCUCUCUCCUCCCAGCAUUCAUGUGCAUGGGCUACUUUGGUGGCAAAUUCAUUGGCAAGUACUCCAAGCGUGUGCAAAAGCACCUGGCUGAGGCUGCAUCUGUGGCCCAGGAAGGCCUUUCAAACAUCAUGGUCGUGCAAGCUUUCAGGGCCAACGACAGAAUGGAAAAAAGAUUUACCGAGAAACUCAGCCUGGCGCAGAAGGAUGGUAUCAAGAAGGGCAUUGCCACUGCACUUCAGGCCGGCUGUCUGUACUUCCUUGCAUACUCGGCCAAUGGAUUGGCAUAUUGGCAAGGAAGUCAGGCCAUUGCUGAUGUGGUCAGUGGCAAGCUUACAGGCAUGAGCGUUGGUACCACCUAUACGAUCAUUUUUGUCGUCGUGGACGGUACGCUUGUGUUGAGUCAAAUGGCCCCUUUCAUCCAGAUCUUCGCAUCUGCCACAGCAUCGUUUGAGAGAUUGAGGGAGGAUAUCGACCGUCAAUCUCAGAUUGAUGGCACCAUUGAGGCUCCGCCAACUGCUGGUCCGCCUUGUGAGGGAGACUUCAAGCUCGAAAAUGUUGCCUUCAGCUAUCCUUCUCGGCCCGAUGUUCCAGUCAUCCGCGGCGUAUCGCUUCACUUUCCUGCCGGAAAGCGCACGGCCGUCGUCGGUCUAUCUGGUAGCGGCAAAUCUACUCUGGCCGGCCUGCUUACUCGACUUUACGAUCCCGAUGAGGGCUCCAUUUACUUGGACGGAAAGAACCUCCGUGAAAUGAACGUGCGAGAAUUGAGAAGCCACAUCGGUUUGGUCCAACAAGACCCUCUCCUGCUGGACCGGUCGAUUCUGGAGAAUAUUGCCCUUGGUUUGUUCAACUCGUCACGGCCCGAGCAUGACGUCUUUCAACCCCUAUUGCUUGGCGACACAUUUGCAAAGAUUGCAGAGGACGCUCGAAAUGGACAGGAUCUUGAUGCAGCUGCUACUGCUCAAGGUCCACUCGCCAAGCAGGUCGUUGAUAUGGUCCAGCACGCCGCAGCUAUGGCUGAUGCAGGCAUUUUCUUGGGAACCUUGGAAUACGGCUUGGCAACCAAUGUGGGCUCUAGUGGAGAUCUUCUCAGCGGUGGCCAGAAACAAAGAGUUGCACUCGCUCGAGCUCUUGUCAAGGACCCCCGGAUUUUGGUUUUGGAUGAAGCAACGUCGUCACUUGACUCAGCUAGUGAGAUGAGAAUUCAAAAGGCGGUUGAGGAGGCUACUGUUGGUAGAACCGUCGUCUCCAUCGCUCACAGACUAGCUACUGUCAAGACGGCUGACAACAUUAUUGUUAUGCGUAACGGUCGCGUUAUUGAGCAGGGAACACACUCGGAUCUCUUGGCCAAGGACGCCGACUAUGCUGCACUUGUGCGUUUACAAAAUGUAGGCUCAGAGACAUCCAGCAUUCGUACCGCCGUGCCGUCUCGAGGAAGCGAUGAGGUGGGCUCCAAGACGGACGGCUUUGCCACCAAGGAAGUCGAUGUCUCCUCGAACAAGACAGCCGAUGACGACGCAGCCGACGACGCAGCCCCCGAAAAGAAGGAAAUCAGAUCAACGAGAACAGCCUGGACAAACAUCAAGACCUUCCUUUACUACGCACGCCCCUAUAUCCUGUUUGCAAUCUUGGCCCUUACAGGAUCCACCAUGAUCGGUGGUGCAUACUCUGGUUCGGCUUCCAUCUUUGGCCACACUGUCGGCGCACUGAGCCCUUGCAAUGAUGAGAGCUACAUUAGAUCAAAGGGAAGCUUUUUCGGACUGAUGUUCUUCGUUCUCGCCAUCAUUGAGUUUUGUGCCAGUCUUAUGAGUUGGUCUUGUUUCGGCUACGUCGCCGAAAAGGUCCUGUUCAGCAUUCGAACGUUAUCGAUGCGGUCUCUAAUGGAGCAAGAUGUCCAAUGGCACCAGUCGGAAGGAAGAACCCCGUCAACCCUGCUCAACUACAUCACGGCUGAUUCCAACGCGCUCGGCUCCCUGACCGGUUCGAUUAUUGGUACCUUGUUCUCGAUCUGCGUCAACUUCCUCGUCGCUGUGACCCUGUCACAUGUCCUUGCUUGGAGAAUUGCCCUUGUGUGUUUGGCAGUCGUCCCCAUCAUGCUUGGUGCCGGUGUUAUGCAAAUGAGAUUGCAUCACAAGUUUGCCAGGAAGCAUGAAACGGCAUUUGCCAAGUCAGUAGGCAUCACUGUCGAGGCAGUGACAUCAAUCAAGACUGUGGCGGCCCUUUCCCUGGAACGAGAGGUCGAGGCAACAUACUGGCGAUCUCUCAAGCAUCCCAGACAGGAUUACCUGCGCACCAGUCUGUGGGCCAACCUGUUCCUUGCUGUUACCUACGCUGUUGCGAACCUGAUCUACUCGCUCGCGUACUGGUGGGGUUCGAGACAGAUUAUUGAAGGACACAACACUCAGACAGAAUUCUUCAUCGUUCUCGUCGCACUGCUGAUCAGUGCUCAGCAAUGGGGUGAGCUUUUCACCUUGGCGCCAGAGGUAGGCAAUGCCGGUAGAGCCGCAGGCCGCAUAUUUGACUUGAUCGACCAAGGUUCAAGCAAGGAUGUGGCUAAGAAGCCGUCGGCCGAGAAGGAUCCCGAGGCUGCUGUCGAGAUGAAGAAUGUCCAGCCUCAUAUUGAGGGUGGUAUGAGUGUCAAGUUCAAUCAACUCGUCUUCUCGUACCCUGCACGCCCGAACCGACAAGUACUAAAGGGUCUGGAUAUCGAGAUCAAGCCGGGACAAUUCUGUGCCCUCGUUGGUCCCAGUGGAGCAGGAAAGUCGACCAUCAUCUCACUCAUGGAGCGCAUGUACCACCCAGAGUCGGGAAAGAUUGAAGUCGAUGGUGUCGACAUCGCCGCCAGGGAGGAGCCCGUGUUCAGAGACGACAUUGGACUUGUGCCACAAGACAACAUUCUUUUCGACGGUACCCUGCGAUUCAACGUGGGACUGGGUGCCCGGCCAGAUCAUGAACCAACAGAUGCCGAGAUUGAGCAGGCGUGUAAGUUGGCCAACAUCCAUGACACCAUCAUGGCAUUGCCCGAUGGCUACGAGACCCAGGUCGGUCCCAGUGGUGGUCAGCUGUCUGGAGGUCAGAAGCAGCGACUAUCCAUUGCCAGAGCAUUGGUUCGACAGCCGCGACUUUUGCUACUAGAUGAAUCGACUAGUGCUCUGGACGCCGAGUCUGAGCGGUUGCUCCAAGACGGUUUAGAGCGCGCCACCAAGGGUAUCACGGUGAUCGCCAUUGCUCACAGGCUGCACACGAUCCGUAGGGCCGAUGUGAUCUUCAUGAUCGAGGACGGAAGGUGUGUGGACAAGGGAAGUCACGAGGAGUUGCUACAGAGGAGUGAGAGCUAUAAGGUGAACGUCUUGCAUCAAACACUGGGAUGA